Patiria miniata (bat star) is the source of this 2325-nucleotide messenger RNA. RefSeq names its product proline-serine-threonine phosphatase-interacting protein 1-like. The transcript is spliced from 12 exons. Gene Ontology annotation, molecular function: actin filament binding. Gene Ontology annotation, cellular component: cytoplasm; plasma membrane; actin filament. Gene Ontology annotation, biological process: actin filament polymerization. The coding region runs from base 416 to 1672 and encodes 418 amino acids. The record is from RefSeq and is a predicted model, not a curated record. NCBI's taxonomy places the organism in Eukaryota, Metazoa, Echinodermata, Asteroidea, Valvatida, Asterinidae.
GAUUUGGUACCCGUCUGGCCGGCUGGCUGCGGUCGGGGCUUGGAUUUCCGACCGUAUGACUUCCGGGUAGUAAAGUCAGCCACGGAAGAUCCGGAUUUACAAGACUAGAGACAGUAGAGAGUUUUCAUUAGAACAUUGUGCACUAUGAAUUUAAAACUUCGAUAUCGCAUUAUUCAUUUCUAGGCCUACUCAUAGUUUCAUGAUUGGAAUACCAACUUUUACACGUGAAAAGGUGUCAUUGAUUUGGCACUGGUGGUGCGUGCUCAGAGCCUCAGUGCUAUACGUGUGCAGAUCGACUGUGUACAAGUUACACACUGUACAAAAACAACUAGGCCUAGACCUACAUGUACAGUACACUCACGAGUCGCUGAGGUCUGGUGUAAUUUGAGAGGACGGAACAUCCGAACACGUCACAAUGAGCCGCUUUGUGGACAGCUUUUGGGACACAGACUUCAACAGCACAAACGGCUAUGACGUGCUGCUGAAAAGGAUGAAAGAUGGCCGGGAAAUGUGUAAAGAUUACGAAGAGUUCUUGAAACAGAGGUCCAAAGCAGAGGAAUCGUUUGGUAAAACUCUUCUUAAGAUCUCCAGGACUUCUGGAGGAAAGGAGGAGAUUGGAACUUUGAAGACAGCCUGGAGCGAGGUGAUCACGCAGACCGAGAACUGUGGCCAGUCUCACAUUGACAUCUCAGUUCGGCUAACAGAAGAAGCGAAGAAGGUGGAAGACUUCCGAGAGACACAGAAGGAAAGACGGCGGAAACAUGAAGAGUGCAUCAAGAAGCUUAUCAAUGCCAAGAAAGAUCAGCACAACAAAGUCAUGCAUAGCAAGCGAAGUUAUGACAGUAAAUGCAGGGAGUUGGACAUAGCGGAAGAUACCUACAUGAAAGGACGACUGGUCGCACCACCGAAGGACAUAGAAAAGAUGUCAGCAAAGAAGGAUAGAGCUAAACAAGCAGUCGUACAUUCUGACUCACAGUAUCAGAGAGAUGUAACAACGUUAGAACAGACGCGACAGCAGUGGGAAGAACAGAUGGCACAACUCUGUGUGGUCUUCCAGCAGCUGGAAAUGGAACGAGUUCGCUUCUUACGGAACGCGAUGUGGGUCUUUGCCAACAUUAUAUCCCUACAGUGCUGCAGUGACGAUGUGAAUUCCGAGGACAUGAGGAAAGCCCUAUCAGAUUGUAAUGAGGACAGAGACAUUCAGCUCUUUGUUUCGCAGAAAAACACAGGAAGCAGCAGACCAGCGCCUAUCGUUUACGAGUGCUAUUACAAAGACAACGUCAUUAACAAACCUGGAAUCUCCAACGGUCGAAAUCGGCAGACCCUGCCGCCCAUACCUGGCAAGAUAGAUCAAAGCCGGGCCCUACCAUCACCCCCACCAAUGUCUCCACCUAAAAAUGAUGGGAUUUAUUCUUCAAUGUCCGAGUAUUCGACGGGGGUCAUUGGAGAAUCCAGUGCCAAACAAUCCAACAAGUACAUGGCCAAGUUUGAAUAUGAUGCACAGGGGCCACAGGAACUGACCAUAAAAACAGGGGACAUCCUGACCAUUCUGGACAAGGCCGACCAAACGUGGUGGUAUGCGGACUUCAACGGCAAGCGAGGCCACGUCCCAGCAGACUACCUGGGUCCCUACACAGACACGGGAGAGGAAGGCCACACCACAUUCCUCUGACGUUCCGACACUAGGUCAGAAAAUUUGGGUCAAUAGAAACACACUUGUCUACAAGCCCCACCCACCUUUGGUUUCUACACAUCACCUGACCAACAAGUUGUGAUCUGAUUGGUCACUGUGCUCUGUUUGAUUGACAGGCAGGAAGGGUCAAUUUCAUGGAGCUGCUAUGCACAGAAAUGUGCUAAGCACAAAAGAAAUUUGCUUAGCAGCAACAGGUUACCAGCCAAAGUAUCAUUCAGUGAAUAUUGCUUGUGACUGGUUCACGAUUUCUGCUUAGCAUGCUCCAUGAAAUUAGCCAACAGAGUUAUGCGAUUUGUUUCUCCAUUUUUGGCAGGGGCUGUCAAUGUCUUCCGCGAUUAAUUUUUUGUAUAGACUUUAUAACUAAAAAAUAACUUGGUUCUGAAGACACCAUUCUUAAUUCAUAAACAUGACUGCAAUGCCAGGGUUAUUUAUCCCAAAAGUAAUCUACCGAAUUAUAAAAAAUCCUACUUGAAUUAAAGAUCAGACUGAUACCAAACAACCCUUGAAAUUAAUCCAUCUGGCUUAAAGGGAAUAUACAAUAUUUGCAAACAUCGAAAAAUAAAACUACCAAGUUUUUACGAAAUACCUUACUAGGAUGUUGGUAAAUGACAGUCUAAAGCAUCCUGUAAAAU